Komagataella phaffii GS115 is the source of this 465-nucleotide messenger RNA. RefSeq names its product Nuclear protein related to mammalian high mobility group (HMG) proteins. The transcript has a single exon. Gene Ontology annotation, biological process: snRNA pseudouridine synthesis; ribosome biogenesis; rRNA pseudouridine synthesis. Gene Ontology annotation, molecular function: box H/ACA snoRNA binding. The record is from RefSeq and is a predicted model, not a curated record. NCBI's taxonomy places the organism in Eukaryota, Fungi, Ascomycota, Pichiomycetes, Pichiales, Pichiaceae. Bases 1 to 465 code for a protein of 154 amino acids. Gene Ontology annotation, cellular component: nucleolus; box H/ACA snoRNP complex.
AUGUCAAAAAAAGAGAAGAGCGCCAGUAAGGAGGAAACUGAAGACAACUACGACAAGAAGUUGCCUGCACUUUUGCCUUUUGCUAAACCUUUAGCCUCUAAAAAGCUUAACAAAAAGGUUCUCAAAACUGUCAAGAAGGCUUCCAAAGCCAAGCAUGUGAGAAGAGGUGUUAAAGAGGUCGUGAAAUCCUUAAGAAAGGGAGAGAAAGGGUUAGUGAUCAUUGCAGGUGACAUUUCACCACCAGAUGUUAUUUCUCAUAUUCCAGUUUUAUGUGAGGAUAGUAACGUUCCAUAUUUGUUCUUACCUUCUAAGGAGGAUCUGGGAUCUGCUGGAGCUACCAAGCGCCCAACUUCUUGUGUCAUGAUCGUUCCAAAUGCUAACAAGAGCAAGAAGGGAGAAAGCAAAACAGCCGAAGAGUACAAAGAUUCUUUCGACGAGGUAGUCAAGGAAGUUGGCUCGUUGUAA